Messenger RNA from Odocoileus virginianus texanus, 1263 nucleotides. It is a transcript of the gene TMEM150B, whose product is annotated as transmembrane protein 150B. The record is from RefSeq and is a predicted model, not a curated record. NCBI's taxonomy places the organism in Eukaryota, Metazoa, Chordata, Mammalia, Artiodactyla, Cervidae. Gene Ontology annotation, cellular component: plasma membrane.
GCAGGGGCUAGAGACAAUGGCGCGUGCUCUGGGAGAGGCUGGAGGCCCGGACUUCUGGGUCCCCCAGGGAGGAAGGAUGGACAAAGCUGGAGGCUCAGAUUUCUGGUUCUUGGGGAGGACUCCCCGUCUGGGAGCCUGAACGCUGAAGCUAGAAAGCUGGAGGAAGGGAGCUGGAGGGCCCUGCGAGCUAAGCCACGGUCCGCUCCGAGACCGAAAGGGCAGUUAGUUUGAGGGUGAAAUCCCGGGACAGUGGAGGUCACCCUCUUGACCUGACAGUGUUCUGCUGGCGUUCGAUCAUGGACUUUGGCUCUGCUGGGGGGCGGACAGUCCCGGCCCCACCCCUCAGCCUUCUUCCCCAAACUCGCACGCGGCCCCAGGACCGAGAGAGUCUGAGAGAGCCUGGCCCGGGCCGGUUCCUCACCUGGGACAGAGACGCAGAGGCAGCGCUGACCUCAGUCCCUUCCCCGCUCCUCCCCUGCAGACCCCGGCAUGUGGGGAUACUUGUCUCUGCUGCCCAUCUGCCUGGCCUUCGGGGCUAUUGCUGGCAUCUGGACCGUGUUCUCGCUGGCUGUGGUUAACAAGGCCGUGAACCUCACCGAAGGCUUCCCGUACAUCAGUGUGUGUGGAAACGCGCCUCCCCAGAGCUGCAUCUUCAGCCAGGUGCUCAACUUCGGAGCCGCUUCGGCCGCCUGGAUCUGCAUUCUCCGUUACUACCAGCUUCGGGACUGGGGCGUCCGAAAGUGGCCUAACCAGGUGAUCCUGUGGACGGGGCUCCUCUGUGCCUUGGGCACCUCCAUAGUGGGCAAUUUCCAGGAGAAGAAUCAGCGGUCCACACACCUGACAGGCGCCUUCCUGGCCUUCUUCGUGGGAAUCUUAUACUUCUGGCUGCAGCUCUUCCUUUCCUGGCGGAUGAAGAACCUGCCCCAGCCUGGGGCUCCCUGGAUCGGGCCGCUCCGCCUGGUGCUCUGCAGUGCCUGCUUCGUCCUCGAGGUGGCCAUGGUCGUCCUGCACAGCUGGUCGAUGCGCUCCGUCUCGGCCAUCUGCGAGUGGGUCGUCGCCAUGCUGCUGUUCAUCCUCUUCGGCCUCUUCGCCGUGGACUUCUCCCGCCUGGACGGCUGCACCCUGUGCCUCCAGCCAGGCUCUGGCAGCCUCCGCCCCCCGCCGGACUCCCCCACCUCCCUGCACGUGCAGCUGUGAACAGCCGUCCAGCUGUGCACCACCGGUCAGCCAGCGGCGUCCUCACACCUCCUGUCCCUGCCAUCU